AUGGCGUCCUUAUUGCCUUCUAGCUCCUGCUCGGAAGACUCGUCGUACUCCUCAUCCACACGCAAUAGCAGUAGCGGAAGCAGUAGCAGUAGCGGAAGCUCGACCACGUCUUCCGAGGAGGACGAGGGGAGCCGGGCACUGGCUCGGCGUUUGCCGUCGCGACGUCUGGGAAACGUUACGGCAACGUCCGCCACUGCCACCACAUCGACGCCCUGUUCUGGUCUUUGCUCUUUGCAGCUGAACCCGAAUCUUUUGUUUGAGCAGCCCGAUUCCGGCUGGAUUGAUAUACCACAUGGCUCUGGCAGUGUUUUGCGCCGUGUGGUGGCAAACUACGAUGAAUUUCCCGAAAGACGUCAUCGCGUCAUUGACUACUUUCGCACCGCCGUGGAAAUGUUCAUUGCCCAGGCGCGUCACAAAUACAUGCAUCAAUACAAGCAGGGACAAAAGAACAAACGGACCAAAAUUCGAUUUAUAUGGCAAAAUAAAGGGGAAUUAGCGAUCUGCUUUGCGGCUUGCUGCGACAUGCUCAAACUGCUUUACGAUAGGUUACGUCCAGGGCCAGAUAGACCGAGUUGGGAGGGAUUUGUAAGUCAGUUUGUUCUCUUUUUGAUGGCUGAAUCAAGGAUACCGUCGACGGUUUUGACAGAGCAAACCUACAACACAAAAUUUCUCGAUUGGCGCAACGGCGGAACUCGAUAUCAAGGCGAUCAGCUGGCCUCUAACGUUCGCUUUCCCUCUGCAGAGGAACGUCGCAUAAAGAUUGAGACUUACCUACGCUCGGGGGCGGGCUACAGCAUAGAAUCAACUGGAGUGGAUCUUCCGCCAAUGGCUCGUCCUGCCGUCACGACGGUGAACAAAACUGAGCCCCCACUGGUUGGGCGAGACGCCACGCGAGGCGGCAGCGCAUCGGAUAGCAACAAUCCGAUCCCUCCCCUUGUUGCCUUUCCACGUGGACAAGCUCCAGUUAAGAUGCCAAGCAAAUCACAUAUGAAAGCCCCACCGACUCUUAUUGCUGGGAAACAAUGCGUUGACGAGUACAGACAUUUGCAAUGGCUUGCAAAACUUACACAAAUCACGGGGGGCUCACAAAUGCUUGAAUUUCCGGAGGGGCGGUCCUAUAUGAUACUGGCGUUUGUUCGGCUUUGUGAAACAUCUGAAUUGCCUGAUCAAUUUGUAACUAUCAUGAAUAUAUUGGUUAGGUCUGGCCUAACUAUUCAAAAUGCAUUUGAAGGGGGUGGAGGUAUGGUGGUGUUGCGCCGAUUUGUCGGCACGUUGAUUCGGUUGAAAGAUUCUGGGGGGCUGAUAAAUCUUGUGGAACAAAUACUACGGCUGAAACUGUCUUCUUGGAGCCACAGCAGCCAACAGUCAUGGCUUCGGGACCUGAUGGGAAACAGUGGCAACGAUCUCCGAUGGUUGCGUGUUUUGGAUAUAAUACCGACGGACAAGCAAGCUACCUGGAGCUUGUUAAUCUCGGCAUUGGAGCAGCGUUAUAUCUUGUCGGAUUCAAGAGAGAAAGAACAAGAGCGUGAGGCGAAGCGUGCACGAUUGGACAUGGACGAGGCGCUGCGGAGGUCGAUGGCAGACAACGCUGGUGUCAGCAAACUUGCACCCAACAUUUCCACAGCUCUUUGUGUUGCAUUGCCUGGCGAGCUUCGUGCACCCCCUUUGUCUUCAGAGGCUGAGCAGGAUACCAUUGCUUUGUUGAAUAAGAAGUUGCGGUUCUGCGAGGAGGCGCAAGUGACGUGGCGAGACACCAUCCUGAAAGCCCUUGACGGCGGUUUCCCUGAUCUGCCUAUCCCACUUUGGUACGAUCCGUACCAGUUGCUUGGAGUAGAUCCCCACCCCACAACAUGA
Messenger RNA from Trypanosoma rangeli, 1854 nucleotides. RefSeq lists its product as uncharacterized. The coding region runs from base 1 to 1854 and encodes 617 amino acids. Lineage: Eukaryota; Euglenozoa; Kinetoplastea; Trypanosomatida; Trypanosomatidae. The record is from RefSeq and is a predicted model, not a curated record. The transcript has a single exon.